Molecule: messenger RNA, 966 nt
Organism: Penicillium griseofulvum
Lineage: Eukaryota; Fungi; Ascomycota; Eurotiomycetes; Eurotiales; Aspergillaceae
Product: ADP-glyceromanno-heptose 6-epimerase
Exons: 1
Coding region: 1-966 (321 amino acids)
Biological process (GO): carbohydrate metabolic process
Molecular function (GO): NADP binding; ADP-glyceromanno-heptose 6-epimerase activity
Source: RefSeq, a predicted model, not a curated record
AUGAUUAUUGUCACCGGCGGUGGGGGCUUUGUCGGUUCAAACAUCAUCAAGGAGUUGAACAACCGGGGUGUGACCAAUAUCUUGGUUGUUGAUGACAUGACUGAUGGAUCCAAGUUCCGCAACUUGGUGAACUGCAAGGUGGCCGACUACAUCGAUGCGGCAGCUUUCUGUGAAUCCAUUCGGACCAAAACCUUUCUCCAUCGCCCCCGCGUCAUCUUCCAUUAUGGUGGAAUCUCCUCUAUCACCGAAACCAACGGCAAGAAAAUGCUUGACGCCAACUUCACCUACUCCAAGGAACUCUUCCAUUGGUGCAAGAACCAGGGUGUACGCUUUAUCUACGCCUCGUCCGCCGCUGUUUACGGAAACAAAACCACCUUCACCGAGGGAGACGCCCAAGAAGCUCCUCUGAACGUUUACGGAUACUCAAAGAUGCUGUUUGAUGAGUAUAUUGUCAAGAACACCGACGCCCGCUGCCCCCAAAUCGCUGGUCUGCGCCUCUUCAACGUCUACGGACCCGGCGAACAGCACCGAGAUGCAAUCCCCAGCACUGUCUACCAGUUUUACCAAAAGCGCAAAUCAUUCAAAGCCAUUGAACUGUUCGGUGAAUACGCCGGGGUCGAAGCUGGACAACAGAAGCGCGACUUUGUCCACGUCGAGGACGUCGCCCGUCUGAACUGUUGGUUCCUCGAUCACCCAGAGAUCAGCGGUAUCUACAAUGUCGGCACUGGUAUUGCCAGCAGUUUCCACGAUGUUGCUAUAGAAGUUGCUAGCCAUUUCGGCAACCCUGAGGGUUACAUCAAAUUCAUUCCUUUCCCACCGGAACUGAAAGGCAGAUACCAAAGCUUCACCUGCGCCGAUAUCUCGAAGCUCCGUCGGGCGGGUUCUGUGCUGCGUUUCCGAGGCAUCAAGGAAGGGAUUAAGGAUUACAUGGAGUGGCUUGAGAGUCACGAUGGCUUGGAUCGCUGA